CUCUUCCUUUAUCCACGCAGCACUAUCCGCUUCGCUUUUCACUUUCCCAUACGCGUCUCCUUUUCUUCUCCACCAGCAUCACCACUGAGUCACACUCUCCGAGUCAUGAACUCACUCUUCACUUCUCCGUAGCAAACAAAACACUCUCACACGACAAAGAAAAAUAAAAACACACACACUGAAUACUCAUUCGCAAAUUAUGCUUUCCCGGUUUGCCCCUCGCUCCACUCUCUAUUUCCCAAUCUCCGCCACCCAACCAAAACCCCUAAUCGGCGCCAACCAUACCUCAGCAAGAUUCUGCUCCCGAUAAAAAAAAGAAAAGCCAGAAUCCAACUUCAAUUCUUUUUCUUUAUUCGUUAUUUUUUUUUUAAAAAAAAAUUACCAUUUUUUUAUUGUUUUUUCUGUGAAGGAAAAAAAAAGGAGAGGAAAGUGCACAGUUUUACCAUGGAACCUACCGCAGGGAAGCCCGGUUCUCUCCGGAACCUUCUGAUACGGUUUCUCCUCUUCGGCGUUUUGGUCAUCGGCGUUCGUUUCGCUUACCUCAUCGCCGUCGCCGGCGAGUCCUGCACCAUAGACGACUUCUGUUUCUUCUCUCUGCCGGACACUCUCAGCCUCGUCAUUGCCGGCACUGGACCUCUCGCCGUCGAGUCUGCCUCCGCCGCCGGCGGUUUGGUGCAGCCGGAGCUUUACACCAGCAAGGACUGGAUCAACGGCGUUCGGUUCUACUCGUCAGCGUUCCAGGACCUCAUCGCCGGCGGCUACCUCUCGCCGGAGUCGAAGACUCUGUGCGUGGAGACGCCGACCGGACGCGACGUAUUCGCGCUGAGGGAGAUCGGCGUGAAGGAUGCCGUCGGAAUCGCGAGAAAGGCGGCGAAGCCUCUCGUGAAGUUCGGCCGAGGCGAGCGGAUUCCGUUCGGCGACGGAGCCUUCGACUUCGUGUUCUCCGGCGAGGACUCGUUCGUGAAGUCGGCGAAGCCGGCGGAGUUCGCGGCCGAGAUCGGCCGGACACUGCGGCCGGGAGGUUUCGCGGUGUUCCAUUUCGCAAACCCUAAAGAUACGUAUAGUUUUAAUUCGUUCCUUGAUUUGUUCAAUUGUUUCAGAGUAGUGAAGUUGCAUGGCUUGGAAGGAUUCGAUUCUUCGAUGCCGUAUAUACGAGAAAUUGUUUUGAAGAAAGAGUGUGGUGAUGGUGCUGGAAAAUUCGAUUUCGAUGAUUCAAAUGGAAAGUGUUAUGUUCCUGGUUAUAAGCAUGAUUUGGUUAAGAUUGCUGAGCCUUUGAUUGAGGAAGAGCCUUUGAAGCCUUGGAUUACAUUGAAAAGGAAUGUGAGGAACAUAAAGUACCUUCCUUCAAUUGCUGAUAUAAGCUUUAAGAAUAGGUAUGUGUAUGUUGAUGUUGGAGCUAGAAGCUAUGGCUCUAGCAUAGGGUCUUGGUUUAGGAAGCAGUACCCUAAGCAGAACAAGACCUUUCAUGUGUAUGCAAUUGAAGCUGAUAAGACUUUCCAUCAAGAGUAUGGGUUGAAGAAGGGGAUCACUUUGGUUCCUUAUGCUGCGUGGGUUAAGAAUGAAACCUUGAUGUUUGAGAUUCAUCGCGAUCCUGGGGAGCAUGUUGAGGUUAAAGGCCGGGGGAUGGGUAGGAUUCAGCCUUUGCAAUCGUCGGGGAGGGGGGAGUUUGAUGGCGAAGUGGAGAAGAUACAGGGAUUUGAUUUUGCUAAUUGGUUGAAGAAGACGGUUUCAAAGAACGAUUUUGUUGUGAUGAAGAUGGAUGUGGAGGGUACUGAGUUCGAUCUGAUUCCAAGGUUGAUUAAAACUGGGGCCAUAUGUUUGAUAGAUGAGAUUUUCCUUGAAUGCCAUUACAAUAGGUGGCAGAGAUGUUGCCCUGGGCAGAGGAGUGCAAAGUAUGAGAAAACAUAUGAUCAAUGCUUGCAGCUCUUCAAAUCCCUUAGACAAAGUGGAGUUCUUGUUCAUCAGUGGUUCUAAUUGUGCCCAGCAUGAUAGGUGAAAUCCUACACUUCUUCUGUAACAUUAUUGUUUUCCUAUUAACCUUCUGCAUGUUACUUUUUACCCCAAACAAUAGGGAAGAUUACUGUGUUUCAAAUUCCUUACCAUGUAACAAUUGCAAUUGAAAAUUGAAUCAUUUCUUCAAAUCGAUGGUAUUUGUUGCAGGAUUCUCUUAUUCUUACCCCUAUUAUAGAUAUGGAAAUGGAUAAUUGAAUUCUGAAA
This is a messenger RNA of Glycine soja, 2217 nucleotides long. RefSeq lists its product as uncharacterized. The coding region runs from base 445 to 1974 and encodes 509 amino acids. The transcript has a single exon. The record is from RefSeq and is a predicted model, not a curated record. NCBI's taxonomy places the organism in Eukaryota, Viridiplantae, Streptophyta, Magnoliopsida, Fabales, Fabaceae. Gene Ontology annotation, molecular function: S-adenosylmethionine-dependent methyltransferase activity.